This is a messenger RNA of Mastomys coucha (southern multimammate mouse), 854 nucleotides long. Its product is annotated as glutathione S-transferase alpha-5. Gene Ontology annotation, biological process: xenobiotic metabolic process; glutathione metabolic process. Gene Ontology annotation, molecular function: glutathione transferase activity. The coding region runs from base 85 to 600 and encodes 171 amino acids. Gene Ontology annotation, cellular component: extracellular exosome; cytosol. The transcript is spliced from 6 exons. NCBI's taxonomy places the organism in Eukaryota, Metazoa, Chordata, Mammalia, Rodentia, Muridae. The record is from RefSeq and is a predicted model, not a curated record.
AGGGAACAGCUUUUUAACUGGUUUGAAGAAAAAUUUCUGAAAACUCGAGACGACCUGGCAAGGUUACGAAGUGAUGGCAGUUUGAUGUUUGAACAAGUGCCUAUGGUAGAAAUUGAUGGAAUGAAGCUGGUGCAGACCAAAGCCAUUCUCAACUACAUUGCCAGCAAAUACAACCUCUAUGGGAAGGACAUGAAAGAGAGAGCCAUCAUUGACAUGUACACAGAAGGUGUGGCGGAUCUGGAGAUAAUGGUUCUCUAUUACCCCCACAUGCCCUCUGGGGAGAAAGAGGCAAGCCUUGCCACGAUCAAGGACAGAGCAAGGAACCGUUACUUCCCCGCCUAUGAAAAGGUGUUGAAGAGCCAUGGACAAGAUUAUCUUGUUGGCAAUAGGCUGAGCAGGGCUGAUGUUUCCCUGGUUGAACUUCUCUACCAUGUGGAAGAGCUGGACCCGGGUGUUGUGGACAACUUCCCUUUGCUGAAGGCCCUGAGAACCAGAGUCAGCAACCUCCCCACAGUCAAGAAGUUUCUUCAGCCUGGGAGCCAGAGGAAGCCUUUUGAUGAUGCAAAAUGUGUGGAAUCAACAAAAAAGAUUUUCAGUUAAUUCAGGCAGCUAUGGAUACAUUGCUCCCACAAAGCCAGCCUUCUAAAGCUUUGCAUCACACUGAAGUGUUUUGACUAAAUGUUGACCUUUCUUACUGGGAGGCUAACGAGUUUUCUGAGGCUGCCGUGUUAAUUCAUACAGACAUGACUGAGGAGGAGUGGCUGGGAUGCUGUCUAGUUGUAGUUAAAACUGAAAAUUGAUCACUUCCUUGGAUAUUUUCCUACUGUUCAAUAAAACAAAACAAGCUUCUUAGA